CUUUCACUUGUCAGCGCGUCUAUAACAGUGAGCUAUCUGCGCCGGGGCUGCGCGGGGGGGUGGGUGGCUGGCUAAGCGAUCCUGGCGAGGGCGACGGGAUCUGAACGGAGCGGACAGGACUGGAUGCUCCCGAGUUGCCGGCGCAGUGACUGGCUUCUAACGCAGAGGACGUCUGGCUCCGCUCGCUCUCCAGACAGGUCGAGGGAGGUCGGCGAGUGAAACGAGGCACCGAGGCGGGAGGGACCAGCGUGGCCGGCGCCAUGGCGCAGCAGCCGAGGCUUUCCGUCCCUCUUGCGCCGCUCCUGUUCCUCCUCCUGCUGGUUCUUCCGUCGGCGCGGGGCUCGGCUUAUCUGUCCGGAUAUCGCGGCAGGUCUCGCCUCCAGCGCGACCGACAAAUGCGCAACACCCGUCCGAACAUCAUUCUCGUCCUGACGGAUGACCAGGACAUGGAGCUGGGCUCCAUGCAGGCCAUGAACAAAACCCGUCAGAUCAUGGAGAAGGGGGGCACGCAUUUCUCCAACGCCUUCUCCACCACGCCCAUGUGCUGCCCGUCCCGCUCCUCCCUCUUGACCGGCAAGUACGUCCACAACCACCACACCUACACCAACAACGAGAACUGCUCCUCGCCGUCGUGGCAGGCCCAGCACGAGCCGCGCACCUUCGCCGUGCACCUCAACAACUCCGGCUACAGGACGGCUUUUUUCGGAAAGUAUCUCAACGAGUAUAACGGCUCCUACGUGCCCCCCGGCUGGAGGGAGUGGGUGGCGCUGGUGAAAAACUCCCGCUUCUACAACUACACCCUGUGCCGGAACGGAAUCCGAGAGAAACACGGCGGCGACUAUUCCAAGGAUUACCUGACGGACGUCAUCACCAACGACAGCGUCAACUACUUCCGCCUGUCCAAGCGGCUGUACCCCAACCGUCCCGUCAUGAUGGUUCUGAGUCACGUCGCCCCUCACGGCCCGGAGGACUCGGCCCCGCAGUUCAGCGCCGCUUUCCCCAAUGCGUCGCAGCACAUAACUCCGAGCUACAACUACGCGCCGAACCCGGACAAACACUGGAUCCUGCGCUACACCGGGGCCAUGAGGCCCGUGCACAUGCAGUUCACUAACAUGCUGCAACGCAGGAGGAUGCAGACCCUGCUGUCUGUGGACGACAGCAUGGAGAAGAUGCACAACAUGCUGGUGGAGACGGGCGAGCUGGACAACACCUACAUCAUCUACACGUCCGAUCACGGCUACCAUAUCGGCCAGUUUGGGCUGGUGAAGGGCAAAUCCAUGCCUUACGAGUUCGAUAUCCGCGUGCCCUUCUACGUGCGGGGGCCCAACGUGGAGCAAGGCGCCACUAAGCCCCACGUGGUCCUGAAUAUCGACCUGGCGCCGACUCUGCUGGACAUGGCCGGCCUUGAGAUCCCUGCGGAAAUGGAUGGAAAGUCUAUCCUGAAGCUGCUCGACGCUGACAAACCGGUCAACAGGUUCCAUUUAAACAGGAAAGGCAAAACGUGGAGGGAUUCCUUCCUUGUGGAGAGAGGGAAGCCUCUCCACAAGAGGGCCGACGGGAAGGAAAUGGCUCAGGAGGAGAACUUCCUGCCCAAAUACCAGCGAGUCAGGGAGCUGUGCCAGAAGGCAGAGUACCAGACUUCCUGUCAACAGCCGGGACAGAAGUGGCAGUGCGUGGAGGACCCUUCCGGCAAGCUGAGACUGUACAAGUGCAAGGGCAUGGCCGGUCUGUACGCCGCGCCCGCGCAGGCUCCGACGGCCCCCCGGCCGGCGCUUUCCUCCACUGCGGACGGCUGCGCCUGCGCCAACGUGGCCUUCAAAACAGCCGCCCUCAAGCGAAAGAAACUGCUGGCCAAGAAGAAGAUUAAGUCCGGCAAGUCCGCCUCGAGGAAGCGUUGGGCCCGCUCGCUGUCCUUCGAGCCGGAUGGAGAUCUGUACGCUGCGGACCUGGGAGAGUCGUACCUCAACAGCACGUGGACUUUGGGCAGAAGCGGAGGAGCGGCGCAUGAGGAGCGCGAUGACGAGUUCAGUGGCAGGCCCACCACUGACGGCGGUGUGACUCCACCCGCCGCUCUCAAGGUCACGUACAGAUGCUCCAUUCUCAUGAACGACACGGUCAAAUGUGACGGUGGGCUCUACAAGUCCCUGCAAGCGUGGAAAGACCAUAAAAUGCACAUUGAGCACGAGAUUGAAACCUUGCAGACCAAGAUAAAGAACCUGCGUGAGGUCAAAGGGCACCUCAAACAGGUGCGACCGGAGGAAUGUCAGUGUAACACUUUCAGCUACCCGCUCAAGAACAAAGGCGGCGGCUUUGUGCCGGGCGGCGGACGCGUGCCUUCGCUCAGGAUGCCAAAGCAGAAGACGCAGUGGCUGCAGAAGGAGCAGAAACGCAGGAAGAAACUGCGCAAAUUCCUGAAAAGGCUGCGCAACAACGACACCUGCAGCAUGCCGGGACUCACUUGCUUCACCCACGACAAUCACCACUGGCAGACUGCCCCCUAUUGGACGAUGGGGCCGUUCUGCGCCUGCACCAGCGCCAACAACAAUACCUACUGGUGCCUGAGGACCAUCAAUGACACGCACAACUUCCUGUUCUGUGAGUUUGCCACCGGGUUCCUGGAGUAUUUUGACCUCAACACGGACCCGUACCAGCUGAUGAACGCCGUCGGCACCCUGGAGCGCGACGCUUUGAAUUCGAUGCAUCAGCAGCUCAUGGAAUUACGGGCGUGCAAGGGACACAAGCAGUGCAACCCUGAAAAGGGAGGCAAAGAGCGAAACUACUUUAGUGAAUACAGGCCAGUUUAUCGUCGAAAGAGACCAAAAGUGAAGAAACCGUCCUCCAAAUCGCUGGGGCAGAUUUGGGACGGCUGGGUGGGCUAAUUGCCCGCUCCCCUCGGCCAACCACCAGAGGCGGUCUCGCCACGCUCCGAUGACACGAUUGCAGAGCCGCUCACGCGGGCGGGAGGCGUGACGAAACUGAGGGGGCGGGGGCGCUUGUCGACUGUGUAAUUAUCAGUUGCUCUUCACCACACCUUUCAUUCUGGCGUCGAGAUCCGUCCGCGCCAACCGGACGGCGUGAUUCCGCGCCUCUGCACCAGCCAUUCGCUUUCACCGCUUGUAGAUAAGUCUUGGCUUUCCUCCGCUUUCACCCGCGCGGCACCGGACCCCAGCGGACCGAGCCCUCGACUCUGCUGCUGCUCGUUCAAGUUGCCAACGGAAAUCCGAACUUUGGAGUCCUGUGGCUCCAAACUGCCCGUUGGCCCUUAUCUUUUGUAUCCCGGUUGAACUUGACGUUAUUACUGAAUGUCCUCAAUAUACCCCCUCCCCUCUCCCCCCCAGCAAGUGAGGUGCGAGGGGUCAGUCGCCCUCUCCGUUGGUACCAGGCUCACCCCGAGCACGUCUCGGCACGGGAAAGCUCUGAACAAGUCCGUCCUUUCUUCCGUCUGUCCAAUCCCAACAUAUUUGAUCAUCGGCAGAAUGUAUAUGAUUCACGCCCCCCCCCCCCCUUGUAUGCCACACAGUAGACGUCUCAAUCUAGCUUGCUUCUAUACUUGGUGCUACGGGAUAACCUGACAAAAGUCAACUCGCUGUACAGUACGAGUUUGUAAUUGAAUGUAUGUUGUGCAAUGGAUAUACUGUAAAUGUUUACAAUAUUUUUGUAAGAGCCAAGCGGCGGACCUCAUUUGUGGGAGUUGAAACAAAUGGACUCCUAUCGAGGGGAAUGUAGAUCGUCCUUUGCUUCUUUAAGGGAGGGGAAAAAAAGCACUUCAAAAGGAUUCACUGUGAAGAUAUUAACCUAGAACGUUUGUUAUGUGCCAGAGAAACAACACAGUAAGCAGUGUUAUGUACAUGUUUCGUGUCCAUUUAGCAGCCUGCCUUGUUUUUUUAUUUUUUAUUUUUACUUUCCUCAAUUUUGUUUUCUUAGCGGGACGUAGAACCUGAGUGCUGACAGUCAUGGUGAAUAAAGUGUUGUUUU
This is a messenger RNA of Hippocampus zosterae (dwarf seahorse), 3975 nucleotides long. It is a transcript of the gene sulf2a, whose product is annotated as sulfatase 2a. The record is from RefSeq and is a predicted model, not a curated record. Bases 261 to 2879 code for a protein of 872 amino acids. The transcript is spliced from 22 exons. Gene Ontology annotation, molecular function: N-acetylglucosamine-6-sulfatase activity; calcium ion binding; glycosaminoglycan binding. Gene Ontology annotation, cellular component: Golgi apparatus; cell surface; plasma membrane. Lineage: Eukaryota; Metazoa; Chordata; Actinopteri; Syngnathiformes; Syngnathidae.